GGGAGUCUGCAAAUGUCUUGCUUAGUAAUCUUUAAUUUAAAAUUUGGUUUGCUUUUCAUAUUUUUAUGAAGACUUUAUCAAAAAGCCUCUUCUUCUGUGUCCCAAAUAAAGCAAAAGAAAUUUAUUCUGUCACCAAAGUCCCACAACUUGAAAAGUGACUACAGGCUUCGGAGGCGUGCUGCUCAAAGCGUCCGUCAAGGAUCCGCGGCAUCAGUCAUCACGCUUUCGAGAAACGCAGAAUCUCAGUCCCACCCCAGCCUUCCCGACUCAGAGCUAGGCUUCUUAUCGAGAUCUCCCGGGGACUGUGCAUGCCUUCCAGGGCACUAAACUGAGAUUCACCCACGCCCUUAUCCGGAGCAGCGCAUUAGUGUCUCGCGGGCCCCUGGGCAAACAUUGCAGCCGUCCUUUUGUGGAAGAAAUCGCCUCUGGAAAAGGGCGGGAAGCAGUUUGGGUACUAGAUGGGUAAUGCUUGGUCGUGCAGUCGAGAGUAUAAUGGGAGAGUGAACUCCUUUGAUAGUUUUCUACCUUUUGGUGAACCCUGCAAAUUUUCAUGCUUUUGUGUUUCACAGAAAGCAGCUGUAUUCUUUUACCUAGAAAACAGCUUGAUAAACUGGGAUCUGGAUUUCCUUUAGUGAGCACCCGCUAGGGCUUUACUUUUGCACUCAGCUCUGUGCAGACUGCUUGGAGUAUUCAAGUAGGGACAGCGGCUGGUGACUGUCACGCCACAGAUCCCGUCCAAUGGGGAACAGACACGAGGAACAGGAACUGCAAGGACUGCUAGGCCUGCUACAGCACGUGGCAGGCCUGGCGGGCUUCUUCGAGCUAAUCCAAGUCUGGACUCGGCCCAGCUCGGUAACCUCCUGGCCCAGCCUGCACCGCGGCAGCGGAGGCGACAGGCGCAGGGUGGUUGCGGUGCUCCGGCGCUCUGAUCUGGAGGCAUCUCCAGCAGAUCCAGUGAAGCAGUACCCAGCACCCCGGGACCAGGAACUGCCUGACUGUGGUCAGAGCUAGAGGGCAAGGCGUACUGUUGAGUGUGUGGGUGGAAUCCCCGCAUCUGUCAGGGGGGCCCUAAGCAGCAGGCACCUCCAGUACACACAGCAGAGUUCUCGGACUUUGAGGAGGAACCCACAGCAAGAGGAGGCUGUGGAAACCUGGGACGAUUCUGCCUUCAUACUUGGCCUUGGCUCAGGAUUUUUUGAAUCCUGGUCCAACACUGUGAGCUGAUUCCUGCCCCCAGUGAUAGAUCGGUCCAUAGAAAGUGGGAGCGAUGGCCUUGUCACUGUUGGAGGAUUGGUGCAAGGGGAUGGACCUGGACUCCAGGAAGGCCCUGCUGAUCGUGGGGAUCCCUGUGGAGUGUAGUGAGGCUGAAAUUAAGGAGACCUUGAAGGCAGGCUUACAGCCCUUGUGCAACUACAGGGUGCUGGGCAGAAUGUUCAGAAGGGAAGACAAUGCUAAGUCAGUUUUCAUUGAAUUAGCUGACACCAUCAAUUAUGCUAUGAUGCCCAGUCAGAUACUAGGAAAGGGAGGUACCUGGGAAGUGGUGGUGAAACCCCGUAGCCCGGAUGAUGAAUUUCUCCAUAGACUGAACUACUUCCUGAAAGACGAGGGCCGGAGAAUGGUCGAUGUGGUCAAGACCCUGGGGUACACCACCCCCACCGAGGGCAUAGAGCCAGAGGGCUUGGCUCAAGUCAAGCUACCCGUUUGGCAGCCUGUGACAGAAAGCAUGUGGUACCGGAAACUGAAAGUAUUUUCAGGAAGCACUAGCCCCAGCCCGGGCGAAGAGAACUUUGAAGCCUGGCUGGAGCAGGUCACUGAGAUGAUGCAGAUGUGGCAAGUGUCUGAGGCAGAGAAGAGGCGCCGUUUGGUGGAGAGCUUGCGCGGCUCUGCCCUGUCCGUCAUGCGGGUGCUCCAGGCCAAUGAUGACGCCAUGACUGUGGAGCAGUGCCUGGACGCCCUGAAGCAGAUCUUCGGGAAUAAAGAGGACUAUAGAACCUCACAGUUUAAGUUCCUCCAGACCCUUCAGAAGUCUGGGGAGAAAAUCUCGGGGUUUUUGCUGCGCUUAGAGCCCCUGCUGCAGAGAGCCGUGCGGCACAGCCCCUUGUCAGUGAGAAGCACAGACAUGAUUCGCCUGAAACACAUCCUGGCUCGGGCCUCCAUGACUGCUGCCCUCCGGGGCAAGCUAGAGCUCCUGGAUCAGCGAGGGUGCGCUCCCACCUUCCUGGAGUUAAUGAAGCUCAUUCGGGAUGAAGAGGAGUGGGAGACCACCAUGGCUGUGACCAAGGAGGGGCAGAAGCAAGUAGGAAGGGGCCGCGAGGCCCCGGGCAGGCACGUAGUGGCUGAGGCCACUGUCCCAACACCUCAGGUCAUCCUACAGGCAGGGCCAUUUAGUGAGAAGAGCACUCAGACCAUCCAGAAAGGGGCUGUCCCGGCACUGAAGCGCAGGCGACUGUCCUGCUGCUACAGUACCGGGGAGGAAGGCCCCAGCCAGGGAGCGUGUCCUCAGGCCAAGAACCAACCUUCGCCAAAGCAGAGUCCUCAGCUUGCAGCAGAAGAGUCGGGAAACGGGACAGGGGCUGGGGCUAUGAGCCAUCCCGAGCCCUAGGAAGCUUAGGCUCAACAGAUCCAGGCAUCCUCUCCCCUUGCAGGCAAUGGAAAAUUUUUAAUGAGGGAAAGGGGCAGUGCACAAAAAUAGCAAGGGGCUUGAGUGGGGAAGAGGGGCAGGGCAGCCAGGCCCAGGCCGAGCCCCGUCUGCCUCCACCAGCCGGAAAGGACUCCAUCCAAGCCAAAACCAGCUCAGGAAGGUACUGGCGAUGCAAACAGAGGGCCGCCACAUCCAGCACACAGGCUGCCCAAGCCUCAGACAGAGACCCCAGUGCAGCAGAGGCUGAAGAGGGUGCGGCCAAGGGCUCUGGCCUCGGCCCCAUCUUCUGGCCACCCCCAAACACCCACCCCGUGGGCUCUCAGCUGAUGAUGCUGACAGGCCCCCAGGCCACGCGGGGCCUAGAGGAGCCUUACCCGGGGCCAUCCCUGCCAGAAGGAGCCAGCACCGGUGAGGAAGAGCUGCGUGGCAGAGGGGCGAUGCCCCGGAGAGGGGUUCGUAGGGUCCAGCCCAUCUUCAGGAUCAUCUACACUGCUCCAGGGGAGCCCCAGGAAGGCAGCACCCUGGAGCCUCUGCGCCAGUGAGGGCAGGAGACCCAGCGGCCCCGGGGACCUAGCACCAGCCUACAGGCAGUCUCCUCCCCCUGCCCCCAAGAAGGGUUGUGGGGGCAAGGAGCACCAAGACUGUAAGGAGAAGAUGCGCAGACAAGAGCUGCAGCUCAGCUUGGCAGGCAGGGCUCCUGGGUACCUGGUGGGCCAGUACCCCACAACAGGCUUUGGUGUGAGUGGGUGUGCAGGGAAACUUGUUCCAAAGCAGCAGGAGGAGGAGGAGAGGAGGAAGGGGAGGAGGAGACAGGCGGAAGUGAGGGUGGAGAAGGAGGAGGAGGUAGUGGUGGAGAAGCAGGAGGGUGGAGGAUUCGUUGGUGGGAGGGAGGGGUGUUUCAUUCUUGUGUUUGUGUAUGGCCACUGGAGACGUGCAGAGAACAGGCAAGGCGACCUGGGACUGACCUGGCCAACCACAGCUCACCAGCUGCCAAUGCCAAGGCCACCGCCAGACCCUGUCAACUC
Molecule: messenger RNA, 3666 nt
Organism: Vicugna pacos (alpaca)
Lineage: Eukaryota; Metazoa; Chordata; Mammalia; Artiodactyla; Camelidae
Product: paraneoplastic antigen-like protein 5
Source: RefSeq, a predicted model, not a curated record